Brassica rapa (field mustard) is the source of this 3450-nucleotide messenger RNA. Its product is annotated as conserved oligomeric Golgi complex subunit 4. Lineage: Eukaryota; Viridiplantae; Streptophyta; Magnoliopsida; Brassicales; Brassicaceae. The record is from RefSeq and is a predicted model, not a curated record.
UCAACAUCUAACACUACUAAAAGUCGAAUAUGAAGAGUAAAGAGAGUGUCCACGUCGACCAUUAAAAUCAACCAAUGAGGUUGCUUAGUUUUUCCACGUCAAACCGAAUGGGACCGGUCUUGGGCUGUAUUUUUUUUAACCCUGAAAAACAAAGAAACAUGUUGAUCAAAAGCCCUGGUCCGAUAAAGUCGGAUAACGUCGUGAAUCUUUGACGUCUCUCUUCUCUUCGCUCUUUGGAAACCCUAAAUGAAUCUCUUCGACAACUCCUCCCUUCGCCGUUUCCCCUUCCUCAACGGAUCAAUCAAUCGACACCGUAUUCAUUAGUGAGCAAUGAAUCCUCUGAGUUUCACAUUAAUGGAUUCCUUUCGCCUUAUCCUCUCUACCUCUCUUUAUAAGUCUCUUCUUUUCACAGAAUUGUUACAGAAAAAAAAAACACUCAAACGAUGAAUUCCAGCAGAAAAUUCCAAAACGAUCUUACCGCGAAUAAACCAAACGGAAAAGACGUUGUCUCCUCAUAAGUCUCCGGCGAUCCUAAGUCGAAGAAACCAAACGGCAAAUCCGUUGACUCCUCCGCCGAGCCGCUAUGUUCAAUGAUAAAAAGGAAGAGGUCGUCUCAACUGGAGAUCUUCCCACGCUCAUCUCAGACUCCAACGAGCAGCCUUGAAGAUAUACCUCUGUAUAUUGACUUCUCUCUAUGAAAAAUUACUCUUCUAAAAGGAUGAGAGCAGUUUUCGGAAGCUCGAUGGAGAGCUGGAAGAUGCAGAGCAAAAGGUCCCGGAAAGACAUUGAUGACAAUGUUCAGAUAUAUAUGAAAUUCACUAAUUCAGUUCAUGGCUAUUGAAGAGAACGAUGAGAUCUUGAGAGGUCUAUGCGGAGAAGACGGUGUUGUUUAUGCGAUAUGUGAAUUGCAAGAGGAAUGUGAUUCUAGAGGCUCGUUGAUCUUGAAGAAGUAUAUGGAGUUUAGGAAGCGAGCUAGGUUGGCUUCUGAUAUCAACAACUCUCCAAAUUUGAAUCUGCUUGCUGGUGGUGCUUCUGAAGGACCAGACCCGAGAGAAGUAGAGCUCUAUGUGGAGGAGAUACUCUCUCUGAUGCAGUUAGGUGAGGAUUACACAGAGUUCAUGGUGUCAAAGAUCAAGUCUUUGACGUCAGUUGAUGCUGAGUUGUUACCAAAAGCUACGAAAGCGUUUAGAAAUGGUAGCUUUAGCAAAGUGAUUCAGGACGUGACGGGAUUCUAUGUGAUACUAGAAGGGUUCUUUAUGGUUGAGAAUGUGAGGAAAGCCAUAAGGAUUGAUGAGCAUGUACCGGACAGCCUUACCACAUCAAUGGUGGACGAUGUGUUCUACGUGUUGCAGAGCUGUCUGAGGAGAGCCAUUUCGACUUCGAACAUUAGCUCUGUGAUUGCUGUGCUGAGCAAUGCUGGUAGCUUGUUGGCUAAGGAUUACCAUGAAGCUUUGCAGCAGAAGAUUAGAGAGCCUAACCUUGGCGCUAGGCUGUUCUUAGGUGGUAUUGGUUGCAUAAAGACGAUGGUCGACUUAAAACCAAAUCUCGCUUACUAACUAACAUUAUAGAAGAGAGCAUCUAUCAAGAUCACGAGUUCGAAUGCCAUAAAAAUAGCUACUUUUAAAUGCUUUCUUAUCUAAAACAUGAUGAGCUAAAAGCUCAUAGCUUCUUAAUUCCCUAAAAAAAGUUCUAACACAUUGCAUUACCAAUAAAUCAUCUUAAAUUUUUUUGUUAGUUGUACAAAUAAUUUUGUUCCUUUUAGUAAUUUGAAAACGUACUUGAAUUUUAUUCAUUUUAACUGAGCUGAUUAUAAACCUUCUCAAAAUUCAUUAUUUAUGGAUUUGGAAGUUCAUAAACAGGUAUACACAGUGGGUUUUAGCUCCAGAUAUACACAAAACAAGCAUCUAUACUCAAACUAUAUCAACAUUCAUUGUAUAGAUUAGGCGACAGAAAAACAUUCCUUCUAGAUUAUUAAAUUUUUUGAUUAAAAAAAAUAGAUUAUUAAAUUAUAAUAAGACGAGAAACUUAUUUGGUUACAAGUCCCAACAAUCAAUAAAAAGGAAUAAUAGAUGAUGAAAUUUCAAAUAUAUGGAAAAUAUAAUUAUAUUUUUUAUUUACAUGAAACUGGUUAACGGAUGGUAUUCAGAUAAAAAUCAUAUUUCCAUUGUAUCUUAAACUUUGGCAUAAAUAUAAAUUUCAAUCAUCUCAGAAGGCUCGACUAAAAAUAUAAUCCCUCUGAUCAAUCUCUUUGCCCCUCAUUUUUAGAGAAAAAAUAGAUGAAUACAUUGGAGAUAGUCUAAGACAUGAUCGACGUAAAUGAUCGACGUUGAAAUUUCAGCUUUUCUGAUUCUUACUAUUCUAAUGUUUCAAUAUAAUUUGAAUAUUUCUUUUGCUUUAUAAUAUAAUGAUUUGAAAGUCUUUUUUGUUUCACUAUAUAAAUUGUUUUUAUAUUUCAAUGUAACUUUAUAAUUAUUGGAUAUUAUGUGGCCAAUUAAAUUAUGUAAAUUACUGUGUAAUUGAUUAAAUUAAUAUAUUAAAUGACAGUUUUCUAAAGUAAUAACUUUUAAAUAUUACAGAUUCUAAUUAACUGAUUACAUUUUGAAACAAAUAGAGUAAUCUAUAAACUAAUUCUAUAUAGAUAUGAGGACAAAAUUGUAAAAUGUUAUCACUUUGAAUUUCUCUCAUUCUGUGCAUUCCUAAUUGGAAUGAGAUAAUCAACAUCUAAUAUUAUGUUACCCUCAGUAUAUUAGAAAUUGUCGAACCGUAAACCAAUUAAGGAUGAUGUAAGGAAGACGUAAAGAUGUAUUUCCAGUUAUCACAACUUAAUUAUGUCCAUACUUUCUAAUAUUAUAAUAUCUCACCAUAUUAGUGGCUAAAUAAGUUUUCUCUAGCACAAAUACUCACUCUAUUCUUGGAGUUUAAGUUUUUAUAUCUUAUGAUAUUAGUAGUUUGCUCCAAAAAAAGAAACGGCGUACUGUACAUUGUAAUUGGAGAAAGAAAACAAAUAAAAAUCAACCGAAGACUUUUAAGGUAUAUGAAACAAAAAUUGGAAAUAGCAAUUCUUUGUAACUAAAGAAUAAGGCAAUGAAAUUGUAAAAAUACAAAAUAAAACAAAAAAAUAUACACAGAAAGAAAGAUUUAGUAAAAUCGUAAUAUAAUUUCCAUAAUUGAUAGUGCUCAGUUACACUAAAAAGUCUUAAUUUACAACAUACACAGUUUUAUUUACAUCUUUAAAUCUAUUAUCUAAUUAAAAUGAUUCUAAAAAAAGUGUCAGCAUGAAGAGUUAUAAAAUAUACGAUAAAAUUUAAUACAUAACGUUAAAAAUACAUUAUCACUGAUCACUAAGAAAUCAUGUUAGUGUAAUAAAAAUAAAAUGACAACACAUUUAUUAAAACCAUAGAACGGCACACAACAAAGUGUUAUUAAAUAUACAAACUACAAAUUAAAUAU